CUGCAACUUUUGAGCCCUACAAAACACUUCCGGUUGUUUUCUCUCAUCGGACAACAGUGCGGUGUGUCUGUGAUCUUUUCAAACUGAUUUCGAAACGCAUAUUUUAAAAUUGUUUUGUCUGAAGCUAAGAGGAUGGAAGAAAAGGUUAUAGAGCAAUUUUUGCGAAAUUCUUUGUCAUUGGCUUGCGCAAAUGCUUUUAUAAUCAUAGACAAGUGACUCUCAGAUCUACGCAAAGAUGGCAAAUGAAGCCAAGCCAUGCCCCUGUGAUAUUGGCGAUCGGAUGGAGUAUGGAGGGCUCGGCCAGGAGGUUCAGAUAGAGCACACUACAGCUUAUGUAGUCAAGCCAUCCGCUGCAUCUGACAAGGCCAUUAUUGUCAUUCACGACAUCUAUGCUUGGCAGCUUCCCAACACCAGAUACAUUGCUGACAUGCUGGCUGCAAAUGGAUACAUUGCUGUUUGUCCAGACUUCUAUGUUGAAAAGGAGCCAUGGAGUCCAUUACAUGACUGGUCCAAAUUUCAGGGGUGGCUUGAAGACAAAAAGCCAACCAACAUGAACAAAGAGGUGGAUGUAGUGCUGAGGUUCCUGAGGGAGCAGUGUGGGGCCCAACACAUCGGAGCACUGGGCUUCUGCUGGGGAGGUGUUGCGACACAUUACCUGGCCCUGCAGUAUCCUGAGAUCAAAGCUGGAGUGUCGGUCUAUGGGAUCAUCCGUGAAAAGGAGGACAGGUAUGACCUGAAGAGUCCCACGCUUUUCAUCUUUGGGGAGAAAGAUGAGGUUAUCCCACUGGAUCAGGUUAACGCCCUUGAAGCAAAGCUGAAAGAGAAAUGCACAGUGGACUACGAAGUGAAGAUCUUUCCUGGUCAGACCCAUGGGUUCGUCCAUCGCAAGAGAGACGACAUCAACACCAUAGACAAACUCAGCAUCCAGUUGGCCAGAACAGACUUGCUCAACUGGCUCAACAAGUAUAUGUAAAUGAGAGGGUCAGAACCAGCACGUUGGAGUCAGUUACAUGUAGUACUGCAGUAGCAACUGGAACCUGUAAUCAUAUUCCUACACAUACCAGACCAGCUUUCAUAGUCAGGAUGAAAACCUUCAAAGGCCAAAUGUAAAAUGUAGAGGUGCUAUUUGGAGCGAGCUGGUGAUUGCUGCUCAUAAUUUUUAUUUGCUUAUUGACAUUUCAGAUAUUUCCCAAAUAUUUUACAUUUUAUUUUGAUCUUAAUAAAAUUUGAAUU
Molecule: messenger RNA, 1233 nt
Organism: Xiphias gladius (swordfish)
Lineage: Eukaryota; Metazoa; Chordata; Actinopteri; Istiophoriformes; Xiphiidae
Gene: cmbl
Product: carboxymethylenebutenolidase homolog (Pseudomonas)
Molecular function (GO): hydrolase activity
Source: RefSeq, a predicted model, not a curated record